UGGCCAACGAUGAGGCUACAAAAAAGUCCGCUCGGAGUGUGUUCAUAUGUGGUCAUUCUCUGGUUACUCUGCGCUUCGGAUGCCCUAUUCAAAUUCACCAACAUCAAGUGUACUUGCUAUGAAAAGUCGUUCUGUGAGCUAAGGCGUUGUGAAUUAAAAGUAUUGGGUCGUGGUGUUGUGGGCUUAUUUUUGCAUGCCCAGGCCAAUCAGUUACCUAUAAACACUUCCUCGUGCGUUCUUACACUGUUCCGAAGAUUUAAUGGCUACAGGCCAUUUCUCUACAAUAUCACCGUCGAUAUUUGCAGCUUUCUUAAGAACCGAAAGCGCUAUCCAUUCUUCGAUUUGGUUUACGAUGGUAUACGAAACUUCAGCAACAUAAAUCACACCUGUCCCUAUAAUCAUGACAUAAUCGUGAACCGAAUGGUGCUGAAUGAUAACAUGAUUGUGAAGGUUCCUGUGCCGAGUGGCUUUUACAAACUCAAGUUUAACCUGAAAACAGAUGGCGUUUGGCGAGGCGAAGUUGAAGUCCACGUUGAGGUUAACUUGGGAUUCGAUCGCUGAAGAACUAGAUCCAUCAGCUUGAACAUGACUCACUUAGCAGAUAAGAUCUAUUCGCUUACGCGUAUCCAUCAUAUUCAAUACAAUCUUUGGUUCAAUGAAGCGUGUGGGUUGGACAUAAUCUUGGUCUACACUUAAAAAAAAGAUGUCCAUCGCUAUCUUAUUAUGUAACAUAUGUAUCAAAAAAAAAAAUAAAUAACAAUAAUUAUUAACACAAAUAAAAGAAAGAUGGUUUAAGAAAAAUACAAAAAUUAUUUUUCAAGG
Molecule: messenger RNA, 822 nt
Organism: Drosophila biarmipes
Lineage: Eukaryota; Metazoa; Arthropoda; Insecta; Diptera; Drosophilidae
Exons: 3
Coding region: 10-561 (183 amino acids)
Source: RefSeq, a predicted model, not a curated record